This is a messenger RNA of Toxorhynchites rutilus septentrionalis, 5004 nucleotides long. It is a transcript of the gene mib2, whose product is annotated as E3 ubiquitin-protein ligase MIB2. Gene Ontology annotation, biological process: protein ubiquitination. The transcript has 6 exons. NCBI's taxonomy places the organism in Eukaryota, Metazoa, Arthropoda, Insecta, Diptera, Culicidae. Gene Ontology annotation, molecular function: protein binding; ubiquitin-protein transferase activity; zinc ion binding. The record is from RefSeq and is a predicted model, not a curated record. Gene Ontology annotation, cellular component: cytoplasm. Bases 757 to 4056 code for a protein of 1099 amino acids.
UGAAAUUGCUCGGUGCUGUAGUGUGUAUUUUCUCGUGGGUGAGGUGUUUUCUUGUAGCUGAUAAUUUUGAAUAGUGUUCACGUUUUGUAAACUCUCAAAGUAGAACAAAGUGUUUAGCUUCUCGUCGAUUGCUGAGAUUUUGACGGAUUGUGGCAAAAAAGUGGGUCUGUGGACGAAGAAAGGCGUGAUAAGAAGUUGCAGCUCGCGAAAGAUUCAGAAUAAAUAAAUUGGAUGAAAAUGUGUGUUUGCUGCUAAAUAAGGAAGAAUUGCGGCAAAGUGUGCAGGAAGUUAUUUUUCUGAGGUUUGCUGUUAGAGAAUGUCACCAGAAAUUGCUUAGCGAAAAGUGUGAGUGAAAAAGUGCGACGACUUUCGGUGGGUUGAAUCCAUUUGGUGCCGCGAGGAAAGAUACAUCGAAGGAGUUUGGCUGUUUUGUGAAUAUUUUUGUCCGAAUCGAAUAGCACUAGAAAAGGCGAAGUCUGUGGCCAGACAUCUCAAAUAAAGAAGAAGUAAGGGCGAAUGCGGAGACGGCAGCAAUAGAAACAGCAAAAGCAGCAGCAGCAGCUAAAAAUAAGGAAUGUAAAUUCAAAGCGCGGCCUGUUGGGAGAGAGAGUUUUGGCUUUGUCGAAUUAUGAUUGUACAAGAUCAUCACUUGAAGUAAGCAGAGAGUAAGAAAGAGAGCGAUAGAGCUACUCACAAGUGCUUCUCCGUUGGACAGUGUAGUGUUUACUCUGGAUCGAAAGGAACGGGAACGCCAUAAUGUUGGCACCAGGAAUCCGAGUCGUUCGAGGACCCAACUGGAUAUGGCAGAAUCAAGAUGACGGUGAGGGACACGUUGGAACGUUGUGCGAAGUAGGACGUUCCGGAUCGACGCACUCGCCGGAGAAAACAGUGGUAGUGAACUGGGACUCGGGUCAUCGGACUAAUUACCGAGUCGGCUAUCAGAAGCAAUACGAUCUGAUCGUGGUGGAUAACGCCCAGAUAGGUGUGAAGCACCCGAACAUCAUCUGCGACGGUUGCACCAAGCCGGGCAUCGCGGGUAUACGGUUUCGCUGUGCGGAUUGCUCCAACUAUGAUUUAUGUGCCACAUGCUACGGGAAUGAUGUUCACGAUUUAGAGCACUCGUUCAUCCGCUACCAGACGGCAAACUCUGUCGGUGUUCGCGUCCCGCCGCGGAAGGGAGCAAUCAAGACACAGCUGAAAGGUAUCUUCGUUGGUGCACGUGUCGUACGGGGACCAGACUGGGAAUGGAAUAACCAGGACGGUGGGCCGAGCAAGACUGGACGUGUUAUGGAAAUUCGAGGUUGGGACAACGAAUCGUGUCGAAGCGUAGCAAACGUGUCCUGGGCUUCCGGAUCGACGAACGUAUACAGGUUAGGACAUAAGGGAAACGUGGAUCUGCGAUACGUACAGCCAGCCGUUGGAGGAUAUUACUACAAAGAUCACAUGCCUGUGUUAGGUCAACCAGAGGAGCAGCAGCCGGUGUCACCGCCGAUUCGCUCGCAUUUCAAUGUCGGUGACCGUGUUCAGGUAGCCAUCCCGGAAGAAAGGCUCAUGGGACUACAACAGGGACAUGGAGGCUGGAAUCCUCGGAUGGCGGAAUACCUCUCGAAGAUUGGCAUUGUACACCGGAUCACGGACAAGGGUGACAUCCGAGUGCAGUACGAGGGGUGUGCGAACCGUUGGACGUUUCAUCCGGCAGCCCUCAUCAAAAUCUAUAGUUUUAAUGUAGGGGACAUUGUUACCUUUAUCACGGAUGCGGCGAAAAUGCAGCAGCUGCAGAAGGGCCACGGCGAGUGGGUUGAAACGAUGCACAACGUGUUGGGGAAAUCGGGAAAGGUCAUCAAGAUUUAUGGCGAUGGUGAUCUGAGAGUCCAACAGCUGGAUGAUGAACUGGCGUGGACGGUGAAUCCCAAAUGCGUGAAACUGGAACGAUCGCUGAUAUCGCAGGCAACGGCGACGGAACGAUCGAACAGUAUGAUGGACUUGAGCAAUCAGCGCACGAAUGAGCACCACAUUACGCCACUUUCGGGGUUAUCCGGAACGUCGGCAGCUGAUAGGCUUGUGCGGGAGGCUGCCCAAGGAAAUAUGGAUUUUGUUCAGAACUAUCUUAGUGCCAACCAGGAGGAGGUGGAUUGCGUCAGCGGAGGCAAAACGUGCCUGCAGGUGGCCGCCCAUCAGGGCCACGUAGAUCUGGUGAAACAUCUACUCGCGCUGGGUGCCAACGUGAAUGUGGUCGACAAGGAGGGAGAUUCUACGCUGCACUACGCGGCAUUUGGGAAUCAGCCGGAAAUAAUGCGAAUUUUGUUGCAACAUAAUGCCAAUAUCGACGUGCUGAAUUCUUCCCACUGCUCUGCGCUGCAUAUUUCGGCUCACAAAAAACCACCGCACUGUGUGAAGGUACUGCUAGAGUUUGGUGCGAAUGUGAAUGUUCAGGAUGCGUACGGCGAUACGGCGUUGCACGAUGCAAUCGGUAAGGAGAACACCGAAGUGGUGGAGUUGCUUUGCAACUGUUCGACGCUAGACCUAACGAUUAGGAACAAGAGGGGAUUCAAUGCGCUGCACCACGCUUCGCUGAAGGGAAAUGUACACGCAGCUAGGAAUAUUAUCCGUCUGGCGCGACAGUUGGUGAAUGUGCGGAAAGACGAUGGAUUUUCUGCACUGCACUUAGCCGCACUAAACGGACACUCGAAAGUGGUAGAGGUUCUGGUGAAAGAAGGACAAGCAGAUAUCAACAUAAGAAACAACAGACGGCAGACGCCAUUCUUGUUGGCAGUUUCGCAAGGACACACCGCAGCUAUCGAGAAGCUGGUCGAGUUGAAAUGUGACAUUGCAGCGAAAGACGAAGACGGGGACAACGCUAUGCAUUUGUGCAUUAUAAAGAAAGCUAACUUGGUACAAGAAGUGUCGGCAACCGAUUCGCCGAAGAUUUUCGAAAUGUAUCAAUCACUAGCGUCAGUUGUCAAUGAGAACCGUCUAAUGUAUGCACUCUUGUGUUUUCUUGCUAAAGAAGGCUGUCCGCUUGACGUGAAUUACAAAGGAGCGCGAGUGCUGGAUUGGAUACCUAGUCAACAAAUUAAGGAUAUUAUUAUUGGAUUUGAGAGAAGUAGAGUUACAAGAGAGAAAACGACCAUCACCGCGCCUCCAGUUACAGAUCGAUCGUUGAAUAACUCUAGAGACGAGGAAGAUGAUACACCGCUGAAUCACGUUCAGAUCAAUCUGGAAGCGAUCAAUCUAGCUGGAAACAAUCUGGACGAAGGGGAAAGUAAUAAUUCGGCUCUAUUACCGGAAGGAGUAGCGAACCCGGGGACGAGUGGAUUUUGCCAAUCCAACCCUCCGACACCGGCUCGCAGAAAUAGAGGCCACAAUCGGGAAGCAGUAUUGGCCACACCACCACCGAUUCCGAGUCAUCAUUCGAAUGUUUUAUCACCCGAGGAUGAGUCCAAACGAAUGAACAUCGAACCGUCUGCACCCAGUGAUGCAUCCGGUCCUAGCGCACCCUUAGAUAGUCCCGCACGUUUCCAAUCACCAAGUCGAGCCUUAUCGCCUAUUAUGACGGGCACACCGGAAUCCGGCAGUGGCUCAUCCAAGCAUAUCAGCCGCCGUCAGUAUUCGGACAAAAAUCCAACCCCUUCUCCAGUGUCCGUUUCCGCUAGCCCGCCAGUAAUCAAUCACAAUCCUCAGGAGUGUAUCGUGUGCAACGAGUUGUUACUGUUGAUCAUAUUUGAGCCCUGUCAGCAUCAAAUUUCAUGCGAAGAAUGUGGAAUCCGAAUGAAGAAAUGUUUAUCCUGUGGGGUUUACAUUGAGCGGCGUCUAACGAUUAGCGGUAAACUCUUGUUCAAUCCCAAGGAUACUCGGCAACCUUCGGCUGAUCGUCUACGGUAUCUGGAAAGCAAAAUCAUGGAGAUUGAGGAAACCCAUUGUUGUAGCAUCUGUAUGGAACGUCGACGGAAUGUGGCUUUCCUGUGCGGACACGGGGCGUGCUCGAAAUGCGCUGAAACGCUCAAAGUUUGUCACAUGUGCAGGAAAACGAUCACCAAAAAGAUCAAUCUUUACUAGAAGUUAUAUUUUAUCCGCGAAAGUUUCUCCAGCUAAGUCGCGAAGUUACCAAAAAAAAUCAACGAGAUCCUUCACUUCUUCUUCCGCAUUUCCAAUUUUGUGCUUCUGUGUUUGUCACUCUAUCGCACUCGAAGUAUUUUUUUCUUCUACUCAGGGUGCUCAUACAUUGUUUGACCGAAGCCAAAUAUUUGACUCUUUUUGACAGAUAAAAUUUGGUCAACGUGUACUGAUCAAAUAUAUUCUACACAAAACACGACAAGCAAAUAUUCAAUUAUUGGAUGCCUAAAAUAUUUUUUCAGUUUGUUCUUCGAACCUGUCGGUACAUGGUUAGGUUACCUUGGAUAUUUCAGUUGAUUUUUUUCCAUGUUCGGUGUUUGAUAUUGUUUACUACUGUUUAAAAUUGAAGAGUGGCAAACAAAAUAGUGUUUGUACAAAUAUCAAAUCAAACCUUAUCUGUCAAAAAAUAUCAAAUAUUUGACCUCCGGGCAAACAGUGUACGGCCACCUUCACCACUAUUCUAUGUGUAAAUAAGUAAAUCUUUAUAUCAAAUAAGUGUAUUUAUGUGCAUGUUUUUCCCGGAAUGCUACAAAAGGAGAGCGAGCAUAAAAAGGAUAGAAAACGAACGGUUUAUCAUUGAUUUCGCGUGGACUGAAGUAUAGCAUAGAAGCUAGAGUGCAGCUAUUUGUUCAUAUGUAUAUUCAUUCACAUAUACAACCUGAUCUAUGCACGGACGCACUCUUCAAAACAGUUGUCGUAAUAAAGCUUGAUUGUAUAUUGAUUAUUUUGGGCAAUCUGCAGGAAAGUUUGUUUGUUUUUGUUUUGUUCGCUUAACCAUACAUUUAUAACUUCUGAUAGUAACACAAUGUUUUUCAAAGAAAAUGUGAACGCGAAUAAACCGAACGAACAGCAGAAUAAGUAUGCAAAAAAUAAAAUGAGUUUUUAAAAAUA